This is a messenger RNA of Ctenopharyngodon idella (grass carp), 2155 nucleotides long. It is a transcript of the gene fkbp16, whose product is annotated as FKBP prolyl isomerase 16. NCBI's taxonomy places the organism in Eukaryota, Metazoa, Chordata, Actinopteri, Cypriniformes, Xenocyprididae. The transcript is spliced from 8 exons. The record is from RefSeq and is a predicted model, not a curated record. Gene Ontology annotation, molecular function: protein binding; peptidyl-prolyl cis-trans isomerase activity. The coding region runs from base 405 to 1949 and encodes 514 amino acids.
UUAGAUUUUGCUCUUCUAAUCCAACAGAUUAUCACUGCACACAACUCUACUGACCAGUAGGGCUUUACGUUUCAACACAAUUCUCAUGCAUUGAUCAUUUCUUGCAUCCUUCGAUACAGAAUCAACACAUUCACUGCAAAAUAUAACAACAAGGACCAUUUUACAAGAUCUGCAGGAAAUGGACUGGCCACAGAUGGGAUUUAUGUCAUGCAUUGACAUAUGAAUUUCCCUGAUAAUUCUAUUAGAGCCCAUGUGGACGAGGCGCUUUAGAAAAUACUACACGCCGUCACUAAUGGAUGCAGGUGCUCAUCGGCUUGGCAGUUGAGCAGCAGCGACAUCAAUUUCUACAAACCUGGCGUGUGUUGUGCACUGGAAAGACGUUCAGCACUUUUAGGAAGAGAUAAAUGGUAUCCUUAGCACCGUGUGGGGACAUGGAACCAGAAGCCGGAGAACCAGAGGAGACAACAUUGGAGUCUGAAAUGUUUGUUAGGGAGAAAGAGGAGGUGAAGAGUGAAGAAGGUAACCAGCCCUGGCAGGUGCUCCAAGAACCAAUCAUGGAGCUGCAGAGAAUGAAUAUUACAGGUAAGGAGGACGAGAAGAAAUCAGUGGACAACAAAGAGGAUGAAGAAGGAAGUGAGAAGAAAGACGAAAUGGAGAAUGAAGAGGCAGAAGAGAUGAAGUGUGCUGAAAACUUGAGCAACAUGUCCUCAGAUGCUAAUGCCUCCAGCAGCGACCCAACCAAUGAGUCCAUUCCCUCAAAUACUCACAUCAGCCCACCUGUGACCAAUCAAUCAGACCCAGAGGACAGCAGAAAACUGACAAAGACUCCCAGCUUUGGGAAAACAGUUCGGUUUAAGGAAAUUGAAGCAGUGGAAGAAAGGGACAGCUCAGAUGACACUCUUUUUCCAGACUUUGACAAUGAAGAGUGGAGCAGCACCAGCUUUGAGGAGCUGUUUCUGGCAGACGACUGGAAGGAUGUUACAGAUGACCGCCUGGUAAGGAAGAAGGUGUUACAGGCCAGUCCCGAGAAUGCCCUGACCCCGGCUUGGGGUCAAGAGGUCACACUGAAAAUGCAGGGUGUGCUAGAGGAUAGGACUGUGGUGGAGAAAGACUGCAAGCUGGUCUUCGUUAUCGGAGAGGGAGAUGUCAACCAGGCGCUGGAGGAGGGCACCAUGUCAAUGAAGCAAGGGGAGAUUGCUUUACUGCUUGCAGAUUCACAAUACACCUAUGGACUCCUGGGAAGGGAGCCUGAUAUACCAGCCUGGGCACCUCUCCUGUAUCAGCUGCAACUCCUACACUUCAGAGAAAAGCCAGACCCCCUUUCACUGCCCAUCCCCGACCGGAUCCGAAUCGGCAACCAGAAACGUGAACGAGGCAACUUCUACUUCCAGAGGGAAGAAUACAGCAUGGCAGUACAGGCUUACUGCAUGGCUUUAGAUGUGCUUACGACACGCACACAUGACGGUCAAAGCUGUGCGACAGAGGAGGAAGAAGAAGAGGUGAACGACUACCGGGUAAAAUGUCUGAAUAACCUGGCAGCAGCACAGCUGAAGCUUGGACAGUUCGAUGAGGCGCUGCACACCAGUCAAGAUGUGCUGUUUCUCGAUCCCCAGAAUGUCAAAGCGUUAUUCAGAAAAGGAAAGCUUUUAUCAGACAAGGGUGAUUAUGAGGAGGCCAUGGAGACCCUGAAGAAGGCUUUGAAACUGGAGCCGUCCACUAAGGCUAUUCAUGCUGAACUGUCCAAACUGGUAAAAAGACAGGCGGGGGAAAAUGAGACCCAGGAUUGGCAAGCUAAACCAGCUCAAGUGUUUGGCGAAAACAUAGCGCCCUUUCUGACACCCCCGCCCAAAAAGAAGCCGUUUGGAAUUUCUUGGAAGUUUCUGCUUGGAGCUCUGGUGGUGGCCUUGGGCAGUUUAGUCACAUCUGUGGUCCUGACCGCACGGAACUAGCUCCCUCGACCUACUUGCAAAUUAACUACAAGUCUCACAAACAAACAUUCCACAAAGCUGCCAAGGGACGGAGGAAAAAUGCACUGAACUGUUUAAAGAGCAGCUGCAUGGGCGGCUCUAUCGGUGGAACACCGACUUAUGCAGAGCAGAAUAUACGCACAGAAUAAAGGGCAAGGCAAAUGCAUUUCAAAUAUUUGCAAUAAAAA